Messenger RNA from Cylicocyclus nassatus, 231 nucleotides. The record is from the annotation of a GenBank genome assembly. Lineage: Eukaryota; Metazoa; Nematoda; Chromadorea; Rhabditida; Strongylidae.
AUGCGCCAACAUCCGCUACGGUCGUCUGCAUCCAAUUCGCCUGUUCCAUCAAAACCAGCGGAUGUUGGCGCGAAAAUUCCGGAUGCAGGAGGUGCACCUGAGGAAGAUAUGUCGACCGCUCGCACCGCUUAUUGGGGACCGCCAGACACGGAACUGGUCCGUGGCUGUGGAGGACAAGAUGUCGACAUUCUGACUAUUCAUGUUGACGAAUUUCCGAAGCAGCGUCAAUGA